AUGCACCUGACUCGCCUAAUUCUACUGCUGCUGGUUGUGCUUGCUGCCAAUGUUAAUCCUGUUGCGGCGACCGAGGGUGAGUCCAGUGUCUCCCACACGAGCAGCCAUCGCGUACUCACGGACAAAAUCGACUUCAAGGCUGGGGAGUUGGCGAAUUCGGAGCUCGAGGAGAGAGGGGUCAUGACUUCAAUUGCCACGAGAUUCAAAGCAAUUUUUAAGAAGAACUCUGGUCUCAGCAACAAGGUCGGGAGUACACGCCAGAGUUCCGAAAUAGUCAAAACGUUGGAGAAGAUGCCCAUUGUGAAAAAGCUGGAGACAGCCGUGAAGGACAAUCCGACUCUUGUCAAGGCGCUGAGCAACCCGGAAUCAAUGAAAAAGUUGGCCAGGGACCCUCAAGUUGCGAAGUUAUCUGCUGUGUUGGAGCAGAACAACGUCAAGGUCACCAAGGAGGGCAUUAACAAGCUUCGAUCCGCUGCGGGCAACGAUCCCGCUAAACUCAGCACACUGGAGGUUAUCGACGGCGUAGUAGGGGCGACCAUGAUUACUGCUAUUUCCGCAGCGGUCUUUUUUCUGUUAGUAGUUGGUACAGGCUGGGCUGCAGUACUGUUUGUGGAUUCAUUCCUACAAGGCGUUGAGAGAUGA
Phytophthora sojae is the source of this 642-nucleotide messenger RNA. RefSeq lists its product as hypothetical. The transcript has a single exon. NCBI's taxonomy places the organism in Eukaryota, Oomycota, Peronosporomycetes, Peronosporales, Peronosporaceae. The coding region runs from base 1 to 642 and encodes 213 amino acids. The record is from RefSeq and is a predicted model, not a curated record.